Molecule: messenger RNA, 945 nt
Organism: Galeopterus variegatus (Sunda flying lemur)
Lineage: Eukaryota; Metazoa; Chordata; Mammalia; Dermoptera; Cynocephalidae
Product: olfactory receptor 502-like
Exons: 1
Coding region: 1-945 (314 amino acids)
Biological process (GO): G protein-coupled receptor signaling pathway; sensory perception of smell
Cellular component (GO): membrane
Molecular function (GO): odorant binding; olfactory receptor activity; G protein-coupled receptor activity
Source: RefSeq, a predicted model, not a curated record
AUGGAUUCCCUGGUGAAUGGGAACCACACUGCAAUGACUGGGUUCAUUUUAUUGGGCUUAACAGAUGAUCCAGUCCUUCGAGUCAUCCUCUUCGUGAUCAUCCUAUGCAUCUACCUGGUCACCUUAUCUGGCAAUCUCAGCACAAUCGUUCUUAUCAGAAUCUCUUCUCAGCUGCAUCAUCCUAUGUAUUUUUUUCUGAGCCAUUUGGCUUUUGCUGACAUAGGCUAUUCAUCUUCUGUCACACCCAAUAUGCUUGUAAACUUCCUGGUGGAGAGACAGACAAUCUCCCAUAGUGGAUGUGCCAUCCAGCUUGGUUCAACUGAUUUCUUCGGGACAGUCGAGUGCUUCCUUCUGGCUGCCAUGGCAUAUGAUCGCUUUGUGGCAAUCUGCAACCCACUGCUUUAUUCAACUAAAAUGUCCACCCUAAUGUGUGUCCAGUUACUUGCAGGGGCUUACAUGGCUGGUUUUCUCAAUGCUAUCUCCUACACUAUUUCCUUCUUUUCUUUGUUCUUCUGUGGACCAAAUCAAGUCAAUCAUUUUUUCUGUGAUUUUGCUCCUUUACUUCGACUCUCCUGUUCGGAUGUCACUGUCUUUGAAAUUGUUUCUGCAUUUGCUGUUGGCUCCAUUGUUGUGGUCACAGUGUUUGUCAUAGCCGUCUCGUACAUCUACAUCCUCAUCACCAUCCUGCAGAUGCGCUCUACUGAGGGGCGCCACAAGGCCUUCUCCACCUGCACCUCCCACCUCACUGUGGUCACUCUGUUCUAUGGGACCAUCACAUUCAUUUAUGUGAUGCCCGAGUCCAGCUACUCAACAGAUCAGAACAAGGUGGUGUCUCUGUUCUACACGGUGGUGAUUCCCAUGUUGAAUCCCCUUAUCUAUAGUAUCAGGAACAAGGAGAUUAAGGGGGCUCUGAAGAGAGAGCUUGGUAGAAAAAUAUUUUCUUAG